Gadus macrocephalus (Pacific cod) is the source of this 4442-nucleotide messenger RNA. It is a transcript of the gene sfmbt2, whose product is annotated as Scm like with four mbt domains 2. NCBI's taxonomy places the organism in Eukaryota, Metazoa, Chordata, Actinopteri, Gadiformes, Gadidae. Gene Ontology annotation, cellular component: nucleus. Gene Ontology annotation, molecular function: histone binding; transcription corepressor activity. The record is from RefSeq and is a predicted model, not a curated record. The transcript has 21 exons. Gene Ontology annotation, biological process: regulation of DNA-templated transcription. Bases 293 to 3058 code for a protein of 921 amino acids.
CUAGAAAAAUAUCUGUCGAAUUAUUUUGGACAUGCGCAGAGCGGAGAUGCCAUAUUGGAAGGAGGGUUUGGAGUGCAGCAGCAGCAGCAGCUGAAGACGUCGCUCGCUCGCUUUCAGAGAACGAAGGGAAAAGGUCUGGAGGAUUUAGACGCGAGAAAAACUUCAUCGAGGUAAGACAGUUGCCUAGUGUGGAUGUAGUGCUGCGAUGCAGUGAAGUCAAACAGGCUGACAAACAAACCAAAAAAACUACAAGGUCAAAGUUUAAAGUUCACCGAGCAACGGAGGGCGCAGGAUGCAGAACCGAAGCCACGACCGUUCAUUGGCUCGGGCCGCCGGAAGGUUCCACCCUUCCACCAAUGGAAAAGAAGAAGAGAUACCCACAGACGGCGGAUCGGCGGAGGAGGAGGCGGAGUUCAACUGGGAGGAGUACAUGGAGGAGUCGGGCACCAGUGCCGCCCCACACACGGCCUUCAAACAUGUGGAGACCAGCCUGCGGAGCAGCUUCCAGCCGGGCAUGAAGCUGGAGGUGGCCAACCGGGCCGGAGCCGACACCUACUGGGUGGCCACCAUCGUCACCACCUGCGGCCAGCUGCUGCUGCUGCGCUACUGCGGCUACGGCGCCGACCGCAAGGCCGACUUCUGGUGCGACGUCAUGACCGCAGAGCUGCACCCCGUGGGCUGGUGCACGGCCAACGGCAGGACCCUCGCGCCCCCACAAGAUAACCUUUACCUCAGAAAAGCCAUUAAGGAGAAGUUCAGCGACUGGACGGACUUCCUGGUUCAGGAGCUAACGGGCUCGCGGACGGCGCCGUCUAACCUACUGGAAGGGCCUAUGAGGGGUAAGAACACGGUGGACCUGGUGGUAGAGGCCUCUCUGAUGGAGGUCCGUGACCCCUCCAGCCCCGCCCUCUAUUGGCCGGCGCGGGUGGUCCGCAACGUUGGCGGCCGCCUGCGGCUGCGCUACGUGGGCCUGGGGGGGGGAGGGGGAGACGAGGACCCGCAGGGGCGGGACUUCUGGCUGUUUUACCUGGACACCAGGCUCCGCCCACUUGGCUGGGCCAGCGAGAACUCUCUCUCUCUGGAACCGCCCACAGAGCUCAGGUCUCUGAAGAGCGCCCCCGAGUGGCAGGAGGCCCUGGAAGCAGCACAGCAGGAGGCCCAGGCGAAGCCUCUGCCCCUGGAGGUGUUCAAGGACCACACGGACCCCCCCAGGCACUCCUUCAGCACAGGAAUGAAGCUCGAGAUGGUGUCGCCGUGGAAACCGCUGUGCAUCUGCCCCGUCUCCGUCACCAAGGUCUACGACGAGUUCUACUUCCAGGUCACAGCGGACGACCUCUCACCCGAGGCCACGCCCACGUCGCUGGUGUGCUCCGCCCUCACGCCGGGCAUCCUGCCCGUGCAGUGGAGCCUGAAGCAGGGGGUGGGCAUGGAGCGGCCCGGGGGCUACGCCGGCCAGGACUUCGACUGGGCCGACUACCUGAAGCACUCCGGGACGGAGGCGGCCCCCGACACCUGCUUCCCCGACGAGUGGAAGAACCGGGACUUCUCCAAGGACACCUGGCUGGAGGCCGUGAACCCUCUGGUGCCCUCCGAGGUCUGCGUGGCCAAGGUCACUCAGGUCAAAGGUCGUCUGAUGUGGCUGCGACUAGAAGGUGUGUCCAAGGGGCUGUCAGAAUGCAUUGCGGAUGUGGAGUCCAUGGACAUCUUCCCUGUGGGCUGGUGUGAAGCUAACGUCUACACGCUAACUACACCUCACAAGCCCGUCUGCCAGAACCAGAAGAAGAUAGCAGUGGUACAGCCAGAAAAACAGUUGGCUCCGCCCCCACCCAUCGAGACCGCCCCCGCCAACACCUGCCCGCCGCUCAGCGUUGAUCCAGGCUCGGCCAACGGGCGCUACUGCUGCUCAAAGAUCUUCAUCAACCACAGGUGCUUCUCGGGGCCCUACCUGAACAAGGGCCGCAUCGCCGAGCUGCCCCAGGCUGUGGGGCCCGGCAAGUGCUCACUGGUCCUCAAGGAGGUUCUCACAAUGCUGACCAACGCGGCCUACAAGCCAGGGCGCGUCCUGAAGGAGCUGCAGGAGGUGGAGGACCAGAGCUGGGAGUGUCACGAGGAGAUCCUCAAAGCCAAGUACAAAGGGAAGCCCUACCGCGCCACCAUGCCCAUUGUGCGUCUGGCCGAGCAGAUCCCCGACUUCUGCCGCCGGGUGUGUCUGCGUCUGCAGUGCUGCCCCAACCUCUUCAGCCCCACGCUGGUGGCCGACAAGUGCCCCGAGAACUGCUCCAUGCAGACCAAGACCAAAUACACAUACUACUACGGGAAGAAGAGGAAGCUGCCCAAGCCCGUGGGCGGGGAGGAGCUGUCGGAGGCGGACCCCAGCAAGCCGGCCCGCCGCAGGAAGAAGAGGAAGGCCAUCUUCGUCCAGAGGAAACGCCGCUCCUCAGCCGUCGACUACACGCCCGCGAGCUCGCUGCAGGAUAGCGAUGAAGAGGAGGACGAUGACGAGGAGGACAUGGACUUCCAGUCGGGGAGCGAGGAGAGCGCAGGGUCCCGGCAGCGGGGGGCGCCCGCCGCGGCCCCGCCCCUCAGCACCCGGCCACGUCGGGCUGCCAGCCUGCGCCGGGGGUCCCUCGGCGGCGGGGGGCUGGGGGCCAGCGGGGGGUCCACCGAGGGGCCCGAGGGCCGCAGGCGGUCGGCCCGCUCCCUGGCCGCCUACGGUCAGAACAACAAAAACAACAACGAGGACGAGAAGUACACGCCCCCCGGGAAUCAGGAGACCAAGAUGGAGGGUGUGGAGGAGCAGGAGGAGGAAGGGCAGCUGGUGCUGGAGAGGAACCCUCUGGAGUGGAGCGUGGACGAAGUGGUCCAGUUCAUCACCUCCACGGACUGUGCCUCGCUGGCCAACAUAUUUCAAGAACAGGACAUCGACGGCCAGGCACUGCUGCUGCUGACGCUGCCCACGGUGCAGGAGUGCAUGGACCUGAAGCUGGGCCCCGCCAUCAAGCUGUGCCACCAGAUCGAGCGCGUCAAGGUGGCCUUUUACCGCCAGUAUGCCAACUGACCACCCUCCGAUCCCCUCCUCGGCCCCCCCGCCCAACCCCCCACUGAAACUAUUUGAACCCGCCACUGCAAGCAAACCCGCCUGACUUGUUUCUGUUUUCUCCUCGGUGGAAAUGUUUUUUCUGUGAAGAAAGGGUUUUUAUGGACAGGAGGAGGGGGGGGGGCUGGGCUGGGGUGGGAGUCGUUGGGGCCCAGGGGGGCCGCGGAAACACUGUGCGACGGCGUUCCUGGAAUAGUCCUGGGGAAAGGGUACUUGGGACUGGAAUGUUUGCGGGAGCGGGUGAAGUGGUGCGGCGCGUGUGUUUUCUUUUGUUGCUGAAAGGAAGAGGAGGAGGAGAGAGAGACUUUGUGAGCAGGGGACUCUGUGAAUGUUCUUAAGGAGGAGGAAUUCCGAUUGAUGUGAAAAGGAAACAUUUGGGAGCGUCGGAGAUAAAGUGAGGAUGGGUGUGAAGGGCCGUGUAUGCCAGGUGGAAGGAUCCCAGACAAACCUGCGAAGAGAACAUUUUCAGGCGUGGGACUAUUUUUUGGACUAUUUAGUUUCCCUUUUUUUUUAUUUAUUUUUUUUACUCCUUGUCUUUUCAGUUUUUCCUGCAGCAUUUACAUAUUUUUGCCGAAUUAACACACCCCUCCCCCCCAUGCUUGUGAGAAGAUAAUGACAUUUCCAAUCUGAUAUUACGGGAGGCUAUUUAAUUACAACUCCCUCCCUCCCGCCCUCAAAUAAGUAAUAUAUUAGCUGUAUUUAUUGUCGUCCUCGUGAAUGAGGAAACAAAUAUAUCUAUUUAACGAAAGAGGCGAGGACGGCACAAAGGAAACUGUGUGGAACGGUCGGUACGCUAUUAGAGUGAUUGGAAUACUCAGGGUAGUUCUAAAAGGAACACUGCUGUUUACAAUGCACGGUUAUAUACAGAGUACACAUCGGUUAAAACUGCGACGCAAAAAUGUAUGUUCCCCUUAAUGCCCCGAGAGUUUGGGUUUUACCUCGGGACAAACAAGUUAUAUUUGAUGGUGAUUUAUAUAUUUUGUUUUUUUGCCAGGAUAAACAUGGAAAAUCUGGCCAUGGUGUGUACUGUUUAUGAAUUCACCUUGGUUGUGGAAUGCUUAUAUAUAUAUAUAUAUAUAUAUAUAUAUAUAUAUAUAUAUAUAUAUAUAUAUAUAUACACAACAUUUUUCUUUCAUUUGUGGUUCCUAGAAUGGCCUAACACAGUCCUCCAUAUUGAAAGCAAUUUCACGAUGACAGAACCACUAUACUUUUCACUUCCCCUCAUGUUGAACCGUCACACGCGUCAUUGCCACAAGCGAUACCAUGUCCAUCUAUGCAAAUGUGGCACCGAUAUUUUUGAUAUAAUUGAGAUAAUAAAUUUGUACGGAUUUUCCUUUUUUUGACA